UUGGAGGGGAGAUAAACAUUUGUGAGGCCUCAGUAUUCGGCCUUACCUCGUGUCGAUAUUGGAGGCUGUUGUUGAAGACUCUCUGAUCAAUCUGGUGCAGAAAAUUCUCAAGAAAAUUUCCUCAAAAAAAAAAAAAUCUUAAGAAAAUGUCUAGUAGUGGGAAUACACACUGGUGCCAUGAAUGCCGGCGUGCAGUACGCCUCUCUAGUCGAGAAUCCCAAUGUCCUAAUUGCAAUGGAGGUUUCAUAGAAGAACUUGGAGAUUUAGGAGGUCUCUCAACCUUUUUCGGAAAUUAUGAUGACGAUCAAGAGCCAGGGGCUCGAAUCAUCGAGGCCCUAUCAGCCUUGCUAGGUGAACAUCGAUCAGGCAGGAGAUCUCGUGAAGUUGAUGUACGAGGGCGUAUCGGUCAAAACCGAGAAGGCAUCGGGUUUGGGUUUGGGCCAUGGGUGGUCUUUAGGGGCCAACUCCCUGCUCGAAUGAUGGAUGAAGGGGGAAUGGAGUUUUUUUUUGAUGCGGGCUCUGGUGUCGGGCUAAGACGCUUACCCCCAAAUUUUAGUGACUAUUUCAUGGACUCGAGGCUCGAAGCCUUGAUCGAGCAGCUCACUCAAAAUGACAGGCGUGGCCCCCCACCUGCCUCCCGAUCCUCAAUAGACGCAAUGCCCACAAUUAAGAUCACUCAAAGGCAUCUGCGUGGAGAUUCACAUUGCCCUGUCUGCAAGGAUAAGUUUGAAAUUGGUAUCGAAGCAAGAGAAAUGCCAUGUAAGCACAUUUAUCACUCAGAUUGCAUUGUUCCUUGGCUGGUUCAACAUAAUUCCUGCCCGGUUUGUAGGCAAGAAUUAACUGCACAAAACGCUAGCACUGCUCGUGAUACUGGUAGGCCUAGCAAUGGAAACCGGAGUACUGGUAGCAAUGUGGAAGGCCAAGGGAGACGGAACCUGUUCUCUUUUCUUUGGCCAUUCCGAUCAUCUAGCUCGACUUCAAACCAUAGGGAGACUGGAGAUAGCAGCUCGACAACAACUGCAACUGCAACUGCAACCCAUGAGGCGAAUAUAUGGCCUUUUGAAGAUUAGGUUUUUUUCCGGGUUUGGGCUCGAUGCUUUGGUUGCUGUAGCCUUUUGCAGAUUGGGGCAUUAAAGUUAGAUUGAAAGUUUAAAUAACAACCUCGAAUUAUGAGAGUAGUGACCUGAAAAUACUUGUUAGGGGAAGAGACCUUUGGUCUAGCUCCUUUCUUUUCCUUUUUUUUUUUUUUUGGCAUGUAAAUAAUGUACUUUUACUCUGUGUUAAUGUUGUUUAGAAGUAAUCAAUGGUCUGGUUCUGUCGUCUUUCA
Amborella trichopoda is the source of this 1327-nucleotide messenger RNA. RefSeq names its product putative E3 ubiquitin-protein ligase RHC1A. NCBI's taxonomy places the organism in Eukaryota, Viridiplantae, Streptophyta, Magnoliopsida, Amborellales, Amborellaceae. Gene Ontology annotation, molecular function: ubiquitin protein ligase activity. The record is from RefSeq and is a predicted model, not a curated record. Gene Ontology annotation, cellular component: cytoplasm. Gene Ontology annotation, biological process: protein ubiquitination.